Acanthoscelides obtectus is the source of this 993-nucleotide messenger RNA. The record is from the annotation of a GenBank genome assembly. Lineage: Eukaryota; Metazoa; Arthropoda; Insecta; Coleoptera; Chrysomelidae.
AUGGAUCAAAAACUGGCCAAAGAACUAGUCAAAACCAGGAAAGCGGUUAAACAAAAGUAUCUCACAGUUAAAUCAGAUAUUGCAGCAACGGAAAGGGAAUUACAGCAACAGUUUAAGCCGAUCUCAGAACCGUUUCAAAAACUCUUAUCAAAACGAUAUUUACCACCUGUCAACUACAGCUUUCUCGAGGAUGCAUAUUCAAACCUCCCGGAGCCACAUCGCAGUCAAGAUGUAUCUACGGUUGAAGAACUUACUCCAAAUGCUACGGUGUUUGAGACAGAAAACCAGCAAAUCAAUGAAAGCGUGGCUCGAGUGGCGCAAGAAUUCCACCAACUAAUUGAUACACCUGCAUAUCAAGAGUAUCUUGAAGGCUUUCACCCUGUACCUCGAAAAUAUGUUGAUGAGUCAAUUCGUGGGAACGAGCGCGAGUUUGAUCGUUAUUAUGGAUUAACACAUGAUAUUGUUUCUGACAAGUUUCAACUCGGUAAAAGUCCGGUUACGCUAGACGGAGCAAAUAUCGUGGUGGAAAAUGUAACAUAUCCUGGCACACCUGGAUUAUAUGAACUGCUUUUCAAAAAAGAACCAAUUGGUUAUAAGCAGAGUGAUCUAGAUCAUUGUAGGAUCAAGAUGCCAAUUGAUAAAUUUGGAAGACAUAUGCUCCGCUCAAAGAAGACGGACACUGCUGCAAUCUUCAGUACUUUUCUAAGAUCCAACCUAUCUAGCGUAUGUGUGGUACCCAUUUAUUCCUCCACAUCCAACGAGCAGUUUUACACAUUUAACGACAAUAGCAAGGACUAUAUCGUUCAUGUGACUGGGAUAGUUGAUAGUAUAAAUGUUCCGCCAAAAUUAAGAGUGACAAUUGGUUUAAAUAGUCUCACCGACAACACACCUCUCACGAAAGGUGAUAUUCUCCAUUUCUUCACAUCUAAAGAACCCAGACCAGAGCAGCUUAUAGCAAAUAUUGUAAUGCGCUGUCCAUUGAUACAACAAUGA